Messenger RNA from Ogataea parapolymorpha DL-1, 645 nucleotides. RefSeq lists its product as uncharacterized. The record is from RefSeq and is a predicted model, not a curated record. The transcript has a single exon. Lineage: Eukaryota; Fungi; Ascomycota; Pichiomycetes; Pichiales; Pichiaceae. Bases 1 to 645 code for a protein of 214 amino acids.
AUGCCUCCUGAAGAUCUUGCUGCUGACGGCAAAUCGGGGCAGCCCCUGUAUAACCAGGAUAUAAAUGUCAUCAACACAGAGAAUUAUGGAGCCCUGUAUCGUCUGGUGGACGAUCUGGCGGAAGUGUUGAAUGAGAACGCCAAGCUAAAACAGGAUAUAUGGACACAGACAGAUCAGAUCUCUACGUCACUGAAUGCUAAUUAUCAGGGCCUGUUUCCAACAGAGGACGAAAGCAGGUUCAAAUACCGCAAUUUGAAACCCAUUGACGAAACGCAACUGGAUUCUCCUUCGCCGAAAACUAGGCGAAUCAAAGAACUCAGGCUGGAGAAUCAGCAACUGGCAGAACUUCUGAUAAGCAGGAAAAAAUACAACCAAGAAUUGCGUGACACUGUUGAUGAAUCAGAGGAAGAUCUCCUAAACAUUCUGGAGGUUCUGUCUCAAAAAUGUAUCGAACUGAACAAGCAACAGCUCGAGGACCAGAAACGCUACAGCGAACAAAUUCUCAUUAAGAAACAGCAGAUGCACGCCAAAUUCCUCCAGUUGGCAGAGAUGGACGAAAAAUUCAAACAGCUAUACUCUCUUUUCAACCAACUGCGCACGUAUUUGGACGAGAACGUUGACCUACAAAUUGCUCACAGACCAUAA